AUGGAGAUCAUGAACCAGCAUGCUCAAAUGAAAGGAGCAUCCUAUCGUGCCGCCCUGCUCCAAGGACUACCAAACGAAAUCCGGGAGCGCCACUCACGCUUCGAUCCAACCGAUGACGACUCCGAGUACAUCCAACAGUUGGAACGAGCCGGCAAGGCUCAGGAGGCUUAUCAAGAGCAGAUGAAGAUGUUGGGGAAAGCGGAGUCGAGAGGAAGGGAGUCGAAUAAUGGUGGGAACUCGCGGCAGAAGGAAAAGGGGUUUAAGAUCAAGGGGAGGGCUCUGACUGAGGAGAAAGAAAAGGGGCAAGAUAAGAAGAGCACCAGCAAGAACAAGUCGGGGAAUAAGCCAAUAUACCACGACUACGACGAAGCCACCAAAGGAGUUCCACAGCCGGUCCGAGACCAGCGAAAGACCGAUGGAGCCUGUGUGCGAUGUGGCCGAAAGGGUCAUCUUUGGAAGUGGUGUCGUUCAGAUGCUAACAGCAGUGCAUCUAUCUCCUCUUUCUCCCGAAAGCGUACCCGCGAUGACGAUGGCGACCACGAUAUGGAACCACCGGAACCCCAACCUCAGAGAAAGCGAAUGAGGCACCGUGCUAAGAAGCCGGCUGCGAUGGCUGCUGCGGAGUACACCAGUGGGCAAGCGUUUGUGCGAGAACGCGGAUCGGAAUCUGAGAUGGAUUUCGACGAGGAUUUUUAA
Molecule: messenger RNA, 696 nt
Organism: Morchella sextelata
Lineage: Eukaryota; Fungi; Ascomycota; Pezizomycetes; Pezizales; Morchellaceae
Exons: 1
Coding region: 1-696 (231 amino acids)
Molecular function (GO): nucleic acid binding; zinc ion binding
Source: RefSeq, a predicted model, not a curated record